AUGGGCCUGCUCUAUAACCCGGAGACUGAACAGCCACCAGCGCAACCAAAGAUGGCGCAUUAUAUGAAGGGUGUCAUAUUCAGCAUGGCCUAUGAGGACAUCAUCGGCCAAGAAUACCUCGAGCGACUGAUCGACAAUUUCUGGUCAAAUCUGCUCUACACGUACUUCCCUCCUAAAAACGGCUUUGGAAUCUUCCCCUGGCGCCAAAUGGGCAGCCCCGAAGGCCGCAAGUCGCAUCUCACGGUCGCACAUAUCACCGCCGACGGCAGCAAGACAUUGAUUGUCUUUGAGAACCGCAAGCCCCAAGAAGGCGACUCAGCGACGCCCGAGGAAUGGGCAAGCGCCAGCGAAACGCUUUUCGCGAAUAUCCAGGCCACCCGCGAGAGCACUCAGCAGUCAAAUACUAUCUACGGUGCCGUUACGAUCGGGACUCAUGUGCGCUUUUACGUCGCGCAGCCCGAGGCUGCGGCCUUAGAGGAUCUUCCCAGCGCGGAGACGGGCAAGGCAUAUGAGCUGAAGGACGAUGAGCGCGAGAUCCACAAGAUCUUGACGAAGUUCAAGGACGAAGCGUUGACCUGA
Messenger RNA from Penicillium chermesinum, 579 nucleotides. RefSeq lists its product as uncharacterized. The transcript is spliced from 2 exons. The record is from RefSeq and is a predicted model, not a curated record. Lineage: Eukaryota; Fungi; Ascomycota; Eurotiomycetes; Eurotiales; Aspergillaceae. Bases 1 to 579 code for a protein of 192 amino acids.